Iphiclides podalirius (scarce swallowtail) is the source of this 528-nucleotide messenger RNA. The record is from the annotation of a GenBank genome assembly. Lineage: Eukaryota; Metazoa; Arthropoda; Insecta; Lepidoptera; Papilionidae.
AUGAUGAAAAUCGUGUUGAUCUUGAGCGUCGCUCUGGCGGUCGCUAGUGCCACCAACGUGGCUAGAUGUCUCCACCACGCCGGUGACUUACCGGCCAGCACCCGCAUCGAAGGCUGCACCAACCCUCCGUGUGCGUUCCCUCAGCUCCGUAAUGCGGUCAUUCACCUGACGUUCAGAGCCCCUCGCCAGUUGCAGUCGAUGCGCACCCUGGCCACCGCCUACCUCGGCAACGUACCAAUCCCCUACGACCUCGGGGCGAACGCAAACACUUGCAACUUCCUCACCAACACCAGGUGCCCCGUGCCAUCUGGCACCAACGUACAGUACACCCUGCGCAUGUUCAUCGAGGCUUGGUUCCCAGCGGGCACCUCAACAACGAUCGAGUUCAGGAUCGUGGACCAGAACAACAACCCAGUGAUCUGCCUCCGCGUGCCCAUCCGCAUCACCCGCUCCAACAUGUUCAUCGAUGGCGCCGACGAGCUGCCCCCCGCAAUCGAAGCGGCCGAAAGUGAAUCUAUAUAUCGCCCC